Molecule: messenger RNA, 291 nt
Organism: Didymosphaeria variabile
Lineage: Eukaryota; Fungi; Ascomycota; Dothideomycetes; Pleosporales; Didymosphaeriaceae
Exons: 5
Coding region: 1-291 (96 amino acids)
Source: RefSeq, a predicted model, not a curated record
AUGUUCAAGGCUACCACCGUCAGGGCUAUGCAGCCCACCCGGAUGAUGUUUAUGCGCCAGAGCGCCCCGAUGUACAUGCGGCAAACGGCGCGCAUGUUGAAGCCCGUCCCUAAGGAGGAGCAAUCUGCUCACGGCGUCUCCCAACGCCUGCGCCAGCUUAAGAAGAUCCCUGCUGAGUUGAUUCCUCUCGGUGUUGUCCUUGCGGUCGCCGUCGGUGCCGCCAUCUUCUCGCUCGGCCGGAAGCUCAUGGUCGACAAGACACUCCGCCUCAAGAGGCAGGCUGGGAACUAG